UCUGCCCUGGACCUCGGGGCAUGCCUGGUAGAGGCCGGGAUGAGAAAAAGCCGGGCGCCCCGGGUGGCCCUGGCCACUUGCCUGGCCUCCUUGCUCCUGGUCCUCUUCUACCUCCAGAGCAGCCCCGACCCAGCUGUAGAAGACAGGACUUUGAAGACCGUCUGGCAUGGGAAGUCUGGCCGAAAUCCACUCCAGACGCUAUACAAUAGUGACCAGGUCGAGCAGUCUUCCUUACAAUCUACUCACCAGCGGAGGCGAGAACUGCUGAGUAGCAUGUGCAGCCGUUACACUCGCAAGCGUCGCCUCCUGACUCCCGAUGACUUGCGCCACCUGGUCGUUGAUGACACCCACGGACUGCUCUACUGCUACGUCCCCAAGGUGGCUUGCACUAACUGGAAGCGAGUCAUGAUGGUGUUGACAGGGCAGGGCAAGUAUCAGGACCCUCUGGACAUCCCAGCCAAUGAGGCACAUGUGUCAUCCAACUUGCACACCCUCUCUGAGUACAGCAUCCCAGAGAUCAACUACCGCUUGCGAAACUACCUCAAGUUCAUCUUUGUUCGGGAGCCUCUCGAGCGGCUGGUCUCAGCUUACCGCAACAAGUUCACCCGCAAUUACAACACAGCAUUCCACAAACGCUAUGGAACAAAGAUCAUCCGGCGACACCGGCGGGAUCCCACAGAAGAGGCCCUGGAACGUGGUCACGAUGUGCAUUUUGAGGAAUUUGUUUACUACUUGCUGGAUCCACGGACACAACAUGAGGAGCCUUUCAAUGAGCAUUGGGAGCGAGUGCAUUCCUUAUGCCACCCCUGCAUCAUCCACUAUGAUGUAGUGGGCAAGUAUGAGACAUUGGCCAAGGAUGCCAAUUACAUCCUGCGACUGAUUGGGGCUGAUGCAGGCAUCAAGUUCCCAUCCUCCUCCAAGACCACCAGGACCAAUGACGACAUGACGGCUAAGUUCUUCCAGAAUAUCAGCCCCUUCUACCAAAGGAGAUUAUUUAAUUUAUACAAAAUGGAUUACUUGCUUUUCAAUUACACCAUUCCUUCUUAUUUACAUAUCCGAUGAGAUUGACUCUUCCUUCUCUCCUAUUCUUGCUGUGAUUAACAGUUUAGUGGGAACCAUGUUUUAACAAUGCGGCCACAGUUCGAUCUCUUCCCUCUCCCCUAUUUCACUUGAAGGAAUAUACCGAUAUCCACCUGUCACUUAACCAAAGAUAAUUGUUUUUAGAAAGUAGCAGAAUUGAGAUACGGAAAUUGUGGCCCUUUGUUAGGAGAUGGAAGACUCAAACUAGAACAUUCAGAGAAGCAAUAAUAUGUGUCUGUAUUGUUAUGUGUUUACUUAACAUUCCCACAAGCUUUUCUCUGCUUCAUGUAUUGAAGUAGGGAGAAUGUGAACCAGAAGUGUCUUAUUGAGAACAGUGUCUUAGUCUGAACUGGAAUUUUCUAUGAGAUGCAGCCUAUUUCAUCUCAAAUAGUCUUCCCUUCUCAGCUGCCCUUUGGCUUAACCAGCUGUUUUGUACACCAAAAUCUGUUUGAGGAAACUCAGAGGACUAAAGCAGAAACUGUACUGGAGCACUAUAUUCUUCCCUUGGGAUAUGUUUGUAAGAGUGGAUGGAUGUGCAUGUCCACUUGUGUAUGUGAGUACCAUGACUCGAAGUACAAAUUAAUGACUUUUCUCAAAUAUUAAAAAGCAUGUCCACACAUGGCCAUGUCAAGGAGUGGUUUUCUCCUUUUCUAGAACAAUGUGAACCUAGCCAAAUUAAGUGUUGGUUCCAUGUUCUUCACUUUAAACAUAGAAAGGAAACCAUUUUUAAAAGACAUAGUAUGAGAUGGCCAGAAAUAUUCUGCUUUAUAAGGAAGGGCUUGCUGUGUAAUAAUUUAAAUUUGAGCAUUUUGAGUCCCACUCCCUCUAGCUCUAAAGAAGGCACGACUGUCCCAUCAUGUCUCUCAGUAAGGGAAAAAUACAGGUCUCCUACAUGUUGUUUGUUCUUUUUGAUAAAUAUUAGCUCUCAGUUUGUCAGUUUCUCUCGUGUGCCUGCCAAGAAUGCCCAUAGGAAGAAUGUUUGCCAUCUUCUGGUAUCCGGUAAGCCUCACAUGCUCUUUUUCAAUCUCUUCUCUUUUGUGGGAGGUGGCGCUCCAGAUAUUAUUGAACUGCAGCCCCCAUAGUCCCUCACUAGUGGUUGUGCAAGGUAGGCCUGGUGGAAGGUACAAACCUCUGGCCAAAUGUUUCCUACUUCUGCUUUAAGGAGCAAACUGGCUCUCUUCUUUUCCAUUUAGGUUUGGAAUACAAUAAAGAUUCAGGUGUUUAAUUGUGAAAUAGGGCCUGGUAGACAACUGUGCUGUUCGAAUUGUUAGCUACUAGGGUGCGGGCUGCUAAUUAUUCCAGAAUAAACACAUGACUGUACAUUCAGGUUGUGCCAAAUGCUCCUGUGUGAACAUUUUUAGUGAAAAUGUCUUGUUUUGGAAGUGUGAGCAUUCUCCAUUAAUACAGUUCUCCAGAACCCAGAAUAAAGCAUCUUAAAAUGUUGAUUAUUAUGGAAGUGUUCUAUCUUUAUGACUACACAUGCACACACAUAUUUUCUUCAGUUGCAUAGUUUUCCUUUUCCUCCUUCACUAUAAAUAAUCCCCAUCAACUGGAGACCAUGUAGUAAAAAUGGCAUUACAAUGCUGUGUAACUAACCAUUCUUUAACUAGUUAUGACAUCAAGAAUUGUACCCUGCACAAGAGCUGUUGCUUCUGGGGACCAUACACUUUCUCCUUAAGUUACAGCUUUCCCACAAAAAAUCACAAAAGAGAUUGCUUUUCAUCUGGGGAGAGACCUUUUUAAAAUGGUAUUUAUCCCAGCCCUGCUAAAAGUGUUUCAUUAGAUUACUCCAUUCACUGUUUUAUUUUCUGCACACAAACACAUAACAACUAUCCCCUUGGUGAUCCCCACAUGUUGAUUCUUUCUGUAGCUUUGAGCUUCUUAUUAUUAUUCUAGCUUAAUGUGCCUAUCUCUGACUAAAACGCCACCUAUUAUUUGAAACUCCACCUAUUAUUUGAAAGGAUUUGCUCUGAAACUAAGGAGCCACUGGUCCAGUUUAGGACCUCUCAACCCACAAGGGGAAAGGUCCUAACUGUAUUCUUGCAAGUUGCAUCUAAACUGGGACAGGAUGUUUGCCCCAGCCUUAGGGAAGACUUGGAAAGAGUUGGCUCAAUUAUAAUUCUCAUUCUAAAUGUGAAUUUUGUUCAAAACAAUUAGUUGGGUAGCAAACAGAGAACUGAUUAUUGGUAAGUUUUGUUUUGUCUCUAUUUUAUCUGAGGAGUCUUGUGUGUGCGUAUGUGCUUUUAGGUUACCUGUAGGCCCAUGAAUUCCUUUGAGGUUUUUUUGGCAUGGAAUACUCAGUAGUUUUGCCAGUUCCUUCCUCUGAAAUAUAGCCUACAGCACUUAGAAUCAUAGAAUCAUAGAGUUGGAAGAGGCCUCAUGGGCCAUCCAGUCCAACCCCCUGCCAAGAAAUACCUCUAAGGUAUUUAGGUCUAUCUUAUCUUAAAUUUUGACUAUGUCAUAGACCAUUCAGUUUCCCCUUCCCAAAGAAGUUGUUUUCUUUUCAGGGACUAGGCUCACCCCCCAGAGUGUCAGUUUGGUGUAGAAAAGGAAAGAUAGGAAACCUUACUGAGUAAUUAUGUAAAUUGUAGAAGAGGGGGUUGUGGAUGUAGGUGGACAUUUUGCCAGGAUGCAGAAACAGGACGGAAAGAGAGAACUGAAUCUGAGUAAAUAAACUAGCAUGUCCUUGUUAGUUUGCCUAGCUCUGGAGCAUUUGUACUUGAAGAGAUGGUUCAAGAACUGUACAUUUGAUUCUGUCCUCAUGAACCAUUUGCUUAAAUAAAAAGGCAUUUUGUCUC
Anolis carolinensis (green anole) is the source of this 3878-nucleotide messenger RNA. RefSeq names its product carbohydrate sulfotransferase 13 (gene chst13). Gene Ontology annotation, biological process: carbohydrate biosynthetic process; proteoglycan biosynthetic process. The record is from RefSeq and is a predicted model, not a curated record. Gene Ontology annotation, cellular component: membrane. The transcript has 3 exons. Lineage: Eukaryota; Metazoa; Chordata; Lepidosauria; Squamata; Anolidae. The coding region runs from base 40 to 1062 and encodes 340 amino acids. Gene Ontology annotation, molecular function: sulfotransferase activity.